CUCAUUUACUCCGGGUCGAUUUUAUUUUGAAAUCCAUAAGGGGAAACAGUAUUUCCUAUCUGUGCCGCCUUGACAGCCGGAGCAUCUUAGCGGUCCUCCUCCUCAGUUGCACCCUUCAAUUCAAGCGUGCGCCGGGAAAAAAAAAGGGAUGCGACUUGAACAUGGAAAACAACACCCGUAUCACGCAUGAAGGACUUUCACAUCGAAUUUGGUGAUUUCUCACCCCCCACCCCCCUUUCUUUUCUUUUUCUUCCUUCUCACAAUGAGCGAGGCGACGAUGCGGGUCAGGGGCCAGUUGAUUGCGACGGUCAAGGAUACUUGGACCGGCGAGGUGUCAGCAUGACUUGGGCGGAAAACUGACCUCCAUGCUGAAGCGGAGUCCCCGGGGAGGACCAUGGCGAAGAGGAGAGGGCUGCUGUUGUCUCUGCUCUACUUGCUCGCGGACUUGUGGCUCAGUUGGCAGCAGGUCCUCCGGAUUGGCGGCAUCUUCGAGACGCUGGAGACCGAGCCCAUCAGUGUGGAGGAGCUGGCCUUUAAGUUUGCAGUGACAAACAUCAACAGGAAUCGGACCCUCAUGCCAAACACCACGUUGACCUACGACGUCCAGAGAAUAAAUCUCUUUGACAGCUUCGAGGCCUCCAGAAGAGCCUGUGACCAAUUGGCACUGGGUGUGGGGGCCGUGUUCGGACCGUCGCACAGCUCGUCGGUGAGCGCCGUUCAGUCCAUCUGCAACGCCCUGGAAGUCCCUCACAUCCAGACGCGCUGGAAGCAUCCAUCCGUGGACAACCGAGACAGCUUCUACAUUAACCUCUAUCCCGAAUAUGCCUCCAUAAGUCGAGCCGUGCUGGACAUAGUGCAGUACUACAAGUGGAAGACGGUUACCGUGGUCUACGAGGACGCGACGGGCCUGAUCCGCUUGCAAGAGCUGAUCAAAGCUCCGUCCAGAUACAGCAUCAAAAUCAAGAUCCGCCAGCUGCAAAUGGGAAGCAAAGAUGCGCGGCCGCUCCUCAAGGAGAUGAAGAAGGGGAAGGAGUUUUACGUCAUCUUCGACUGCUCCUACCAAACAUCGGCUGAUGUCCUCAAGCAGAUCCUGUCCAUGGGGAUGAUGACAGAAUAUUAUCACUUCUUCUUCACCACGCUGGACCUAUUUGCACUGGACCUGGAGCCGUACCGCUAUAGCGGCGUCAACAUGACGGGCUUCCGGCUGCUCAACAUCGACAACCCCAAGGUGGCCUCGGUGGUGGAGAGGUGGGCCAUGGAGCGGCUGCAGGCCCCCUCCAAGGCCGAGACGGGAAUGAUGGAAGGCAUGAUGACGACGGAGGCGUCUCUGAUGUACGACGCCGUGUAUAUGGUGGCGGCGGCGUCGCAGCGCGCCGCCCAGAUCACCGUCAGUUCGCUUCAGUGCCACCGACACAAGCCGUGGCGCUUCGGCCCGCGCUUCAUGAACAUGCUCAAAGACGCGCAGUGGAACGGCUUAACAGGACAAAUCGUCAUUAACAAGACAGACGGCCUGCGCAAAGAUUUUGAUUUGGACGUGAUCAGCCUGAAGGAGGACGGCUUGGAGAAGACAAUCGCAGGCAACAAUCGCCUGAAUAAAGUGUGGAAAAAGAUUGGCGUCUGGAACUCCCAGACGGGCCUGAAUUUAACAGAAAACAACAAGGACUCCAGCACAAAUGUCACCGACUCCAUGGCCAACAGGACCCUCAUCGUCACCACUAUUCUGGAAAAUCCCUACGUGAUGUACAAGAAGUCCGACAAGCCACUGUACGGCAACGACCGCUUCGAGGGAUACUGCUUGGACCUCCUCAAGGAGCUCUCCAACAUCCUGGGUUUCUCCUACGAGGUCAAGCUGGUGUCCGACGGGAAAUACGGCGCGCAGAACGACAAAGGCGAGUGGAACGGCAUGGUGCGCGAGCUCAUCGACCACGUAGCCGACUUGGCGGUGGCCCCCCUCACCAUCACCUACGUGCGGGAGAAAGUGAUCGACUUCUCCAAGCCCUUCAUGACGCUGGGCAUCAGCAUCCUCUACCACAAACCCAACGGCACCAACCCGGGUGUCUUCUCCUUCCUCAACCCGCUGUCCCCGGAUAUCUGGAUGUAUGUGCUGCUGGCUUGCCUCGGCGUCAGCUGCGUGCUCUUUGUCAUCGCCAGGUUCACUCCGUACGAGUGGUACAAUCCCCACCCCUGCAACCCGGACUCGGACGUGGUUGAAAACAAUUUCACCCUCAUAAACAGCGUGUGGUUCGGAGUUGGAGCACUUAUGCAGCAAGGUUCCGAGCUGAUGCCCAAGGCCCUGUCCACCCGGAUAGUUGGCGGAAUUUGGUGGUUUUUCACGCUGAUCAUCAUUUCCUCCUACACCGCUAACUUGGCUGCCUUUCUCACGGUGGAGAGGAUGGACUCGCCCAUCGACUCCGCCGACGACUUGGCCAAGCAAACCAAAAUCGAGUACGGCGCGGUCAGAGACGGAUCCACCAUGACAUUUUUCAAGAAAUCUAAGAUCUCAACCUACGAGAAGAUGUGGGCCUUCAUGAGUAGCCGGAAAAACACCGCCUUGGUGAAGAACAACCGCGAGGGCAUCCAGAGGGUCCUCACGACCGACUACGCUCUCCUGAUGGAGUCGACCAGCAUCGAGUACAUCAGCCAGCGCAACUGCAACCUCACGCAGAUUGGCGGUCUGAUCGAUUCCAAGGGCUACGGCGUGGGGACACCAAUAGGCUCCCCUUACAGAGACAAAGUGACGAUAGCCAUCCUGCAGCUUCAGGAGGAAGGCAAGCUGCACAUGAUGAAGGAGAAGUGGUGGCGCGGCAACGGCUGCCCCGAGGAGGACAGCAAAGAGGCCAGCGCCCUGGGCGUGGAGAACAUCGGCGGCAUCUUCAUCGUGCUGGCGGCCGGACUGGUCCUUUCCGUUUUCGUGGCUAUCGGAGAGUUCAUCUACAAAUCCAGGAAAAACUUGGACAUCGAGGAGGUGAGCGUCGGCCAGUGCGAGUGGCACAACAAGUAUUGACGCGCUCUGGUUUUGAAGGACGCGCCCGAGGACUUGAACGCCGCACGCGUUUGGGCACCGCCUUUCGGAGGGUGACAGAAAAUGUCCGAACGUGGUGAACUGCAUUGUUACAAUCAAAACUUUUUAAUCGCAGAGUUGAGUGUUUUCUGUAGUUUUGAUGUAGAGCUCAUGAAUAUUUUAAUUGAAAGAAUACAUUAAAAAGUCCUGGGGGGUUGGGGGGGGGAUAAUAGACUCUGGUCAGCGUUUGACAUCAUGAUGCUUUACCAUCAUGGCCUUUCUGUUUUUAUGCAAAACAAAAACACAAAUUGUACUUUUUUUUGUGUGUGUGGAACAAAAUGUAUUUCAUGUUUUGUUUUGUUUUUUGGGGGGGUGGGUCAAGUCAUGCUGAAAAGGCAUUCAACAACCGGGUGUGCAAUACUUACCGCCAUUUUUUUUUGUUCUGCAACUGCUUUUCAAAACAUUGUUUAUCAGUGAAUAUUCUUGUCAAAUUUAUUGUAUUUAUCAAGUUUGUGUGUCGUUUUUCUCUUGAGCAUGUAAGAUGUCGCGUCAGAAUUGUUUCUGAAUGAAGAAAAAGAAAAUCUGUGAAAAACAUGACACCCUUUUAACCCUUUGAUUGCUGCUUGUUUCGUAUUGCUGUGUUGACGUUCUUAUUUUGUUCCCCGUUUGCCACCAUUUCCAAUCACGCACGAACCGUUUUGGUCACAUUAUUACACAAAUGACAUCACUGCAAACUUUGUCUCAUUUUUGGCAUGCUAAAGGUUAUUUAGACGAUCAAACCACUUUGCUGUAUACUACUAGCCAAUGAAUUUCUAUGAAUUGCUCAUUAAAUGAACAAUUUGAGCUCACUGGUACGUUAUAUUUGACAUUCCGAAACACCAGGGGGCAGUGUGAGAAAAAAAUGCGGGGGAUAAUAAACAAAGGGAAAAUUUACCACACGUUCCUUCUUGAGUUUUGUGAAAAUGUGUUCGAGUGAAGUUUGCUGGUUGAAAAUAAUGGAUACUGUCUAUUCUAACUCGACGUUCUUUCGUGCGGCGGCGUAGUGUGUCAAAAAUGCGAAAUAACUGUCCAGUCAUUUGUUCUGGCGCUACUCCCACGGAUUUAUGUCGGACAGUCUAACAAUUGUCUCCUCGCGGUUGAAGCCAGAGGGCAGCCAUCUUACGCUGCCACUGUGACUCACAAUGUCGGUGAAGUCUUCACUUUUGACUUUUAUGACCGAGCAUGAACUGAUAUGAGCCGAUUUCCCAACUAAAACUCGUUUCAGAUUAAUCCCUCUGAGCGCCAGGUAGGCGUGAGUAAGAGUUGCUUUAAAAAAAAAAAAUGCUUGCUGCUCCACUUGUAGUAAACUGUUGGCUAAUCUCAAGUAGCAAGAGACAAGAGUGUUAGCUCGCUUUGCUAGCCUUGGGUCGAUCCGUCUUCUGGCCUCUCUCACUUGGCUGACACGUUUUAGUGUUACGGUCCUCCUUUCGAUAAUCCUGUCAACGGAAUACUAGCCGCCGAAAAUGAGGUUCAAAGGAGACUGCGCGGCGUGUAAUCAGGAUACAGUCGCUUAACGGCUUAUACGAUUAAUGUUGUGUCACAAAAAAGGUCGAGGACCUUAUGUUGGGAAUGAUAGUCAACUAUUGUGUUUUUCUCCAUGUGACACUCAGACCCCUGCGGAAAAAAAAAAUCCAAUAUUGUUGCAGAUCAAAGGUGGUCUGAAUAAUGCAAGCUAUUUUUUGGGGCCAGUACAGUCCACUGGCGAUUGUUGUAGCUGAUUCUGGGCAGAAAAAAAUUGUAAGAUAUACUUACUUGUGCGUUCUAUUAGCACGUAUGUGGUGUGAUUUAGCGUAGAAAGUGGACAAAGCUCCAGAUGUUUUAAUUAAUUUCUAAUCCCCCUGUUUCCUAAUCCUUGCUAGCAACUCUUGCCUUUCAGAGGGAUAAUCGCUGGUGUAAUUGCGAAACGUAAGCACAGCCGAAAGCAAGCAGCUAAAGCGACAAAGACUUACAAUGAUACAAUAUCAAAUUGGUUUUUUUUUUGAAUCAGUUAAAAAGAUAUGAUAAGUGGAGUGAAACCUGGCAGAUCGAGUUCUUGUUCACGACCGAUUUAAGGUUUUGGUAUUCUGAUGAAUUCCAGGAUUGGUCUUAAACUGCUUUGGUUUUGUUUGCCGCUCUUUAAUCUUCUAACCCUGCGUUCUUAAUCAGAACUGGGGGCAGGUUUUUAAUCUGGCAUGAAUGAGGCCGCGGAUUAGCAGCCUCUGACCUUGCCAUGCCGCGCAGCUGCCGCUUCUUCCUCCUCAAAUCAAGGCUCUCUUUUCUGCACGGCUCGCAAAAAA
Hippocampus comes (tiger tail seahorse) is the source of this 5316-nucleotide messenger RNA. RefSeq names its product glutamate receptor ionotropic, kainate 1. Gene Ontology annotation, cellular component: membrane. Bases 395 to 3004 code for a protein of 869 amino acids. Gene Ontology annotation, molecular function: ligand-gated monoatomic ion channel activity; signaling receptor activity. The record is from RefSeq and is a predicted model, not a curated record. Gene Ontology annotation, biological process: monoatomic ion transport. The transcript is spliced from 16 exons. NCBI's taxonomy places the organism in Eukaryota, Metazoa, Chordata, Actinopteri, Syngnathiformes, Syngnathidae.